This is a messenger RNA of Pocillopora meandrina, 2020 nucleotides long. Lineage: Eukaryota; Metazoa; Cnidaria; Anthozoa; Scleractinia; Pocilloporidae. The record is from the annotation of a GenBank genome assembly.
AUGUCGUCUAAAUUCCACUGUCCACUGGUUAAGUUAAAAAACUUGAUGUAAAAGUCAGAGAGUGUUAUCUAUGGAAGGUCUCGACUAUCGGUAUCGAUCCGAUUUUGAUAGACGGGAAACGCUUUGAGCCUGAUUGCUUACAGUCGGUGGAAUCGACUGAUUUGCUCUGCUAUUUGGUUCUCGAGACUAGCUAUUAAACGCAAAAACAAUUUAAAGCCUUCCGCAGUCUCGAGGCCUACAAUCAAAUGGUGUCGAGCUUUGUUUGCGACGUUCAAGGACAAUCAGAAACGCAUUUUCGUAGUCAAUAUGGCGGUCGGCCGCGUUUCAUGGAGCUCCAGAAUUUUUCGUGUAAUGCCGGCUGAGUUUGCUUUUUAUCUUCAACGUAUCUUUUUCCCCUUUGCGAAAACGUUUACCAGUUACCCAUCGUGUGUAUGGUUUCGUUGCAAUCACAACUCAAAAUGCUGCUGCCUCAAGUAAUUUUGAUAUCUUCGCCGCGUGUUUGACAAGACGCCAUUCCAUCUCUCCGAUACCUCGGAAAGGGUUCACUUCUUCGAGAACUUAAAGUUUAAUGGCCUCUCGACUUUUUAUGCUAAUGCGCGAAGCAUCGUGAACAAAAGGAGCAAACUUGAAAUUGACAUUGCCACCUCGCGCUAUGAUAUCAUCGCUUUAACCGAAACACCUGGACAACUCUAUCUCCGAUGGCGAAAUCCUUCCUAACAACUAUCUGGUAUUUAAACGGGACCGAAAGUCUAAUGGACGCCAUGGAGGAGAUGUGCUGAUCGCUGUGCGGGAUCAUAUCAAAGCCAUUCCACGUGAGUCCCUUCAGAGUGAAUCUGAAUUCAUCUUUAUUUAUAAUUUAUUUUCCAAUAAUCGUAAAAAUUACUUUUGGUGUCCUCUACCGACCUUCUAACAACGAAACCAAAUCCCUAGAAGAUUUGCAAACUGCCCCUCAAGAAAUAGCUCUGGGGAAUGACCUGAUUGUAGUCGGAGAUUUCAACCUCAGCGCGUUUGACUGGCAAAACACACGUGCACUAAAUAAUUCAGCAAAUAACACUCUGCUGUUGGACAUUGUUCGCGAUAACUUUUUGACUCUGCUAGUAAAUAGUCCCACGCGAGAGGAGAACAUUUUGGAUUUAGUUUUGGCAUCCGACCCUCACAUUGUUGACAAUCUGACUGUUGGGGAACCUUUCUCUGAUCAUAAUGCUAUCACCUUCUCAAUUUCUUGUUGUCCUUAUGAGCGCCAUAAGACUGGGUUUAUCUACGAGAGCUGCUUCAUUAUCUCCCUUGGCACUAUGUCUUCAUAGAUGGUAUUAAUAUUAUCUGGUCUGCAUGGUCUGACCUGUUAUUCACUGCAAUUGACGAGUCUAUCCCAAAGCGACAAAUAAAAUAACGGAAGAACGCUCCUUAGAUUACUAGUGAAUUGAUUAAACUAUGAAAAAAGAAGAAGAAGAAGCUUUAAUUUUGUUUUUUCAUAGUGAAUAAACACGUUAUGUCAUGUUAUGUUAUCAUCGCAAACAAGUUCGUGGUGUUGGCAGAAGUGCGGCACUCGCAGUGGAUGAGCGAUGCCUUGAUUCAAAUCUGGGUUAUCACCGCAAAGGAUGGGACAUAAACUGCGUUCAUUGUUUGGGAUGCAAGGCUGGCCUCGCCCAAUCAUGUUCGCACAUAGCUGGUGUGCUAUUUUACCUUAAGGCUUAGACAAAGGUCAAUGAAAGGCUUUCCUGUACGCAAAUUCAGUGCCCUCGGGUACUUCCCAGUUUCCCAAACAAGGUGGAAUACUCUCGAGUCCGCAAUAUUAACUUUAAAUCCGCUAAGAAAGUGAAAGCCGACCUUGAUGAAAUGAUAGAGAAUCUCAGUGAGGGACUUCGGGUUUCUGAGAACUCGGAAGUCUUCACUGAAAGCCCCCACGGCGUUCAGAAACCGGAAGUGCCAGCGCCGACGCAAGCGGAAAUGGAAAACUUAUUUUGACCUCAGCAAAUGCCAAACAAAGCCGUGUAUUGCUGGGCAUGGUGCCCACUGCUGA